Messenger RNA from Hyaloscypha bicolor E, 1349 nucleotides. Its product is annotated as alpha/beta-hydrolase. NCBI's taxonomy places the organism in Eukaryota, Fungi, Ascomycota, Leotiomycetes, Helotiales, Hyaloscyphaceae. Bases 110 to 1168 code for a protein of 352 amino acids. Gene Ontology annotation, molecular function: hydrolase activity. The transcript has a single exon. The record is from RefSeq and is a predicted model, not a curated record.
UUCACAUGUGAUUCAACAGCACGUCAAUUUCAAGCCAUACUGAAGGGAUCAUUGACUUGCGGGAUCCAACGCAUUGAGAUAUCCUCAUCGUGCUGAACCAGACGUCAAGAUGAGCGCUUCUCCCUUCCAAGAGUUGGAGCCAGAUCACGACGACAAGUUCGUCUCAGAACCUCCAGCAUACUACCUCCGCAUUGCAUAUUUCAUCAGCGUAUGGUCCUUCAAAGCCGCGAUCGCACUCGGGCUCGGCGCUCGUCGACUGCUGAUGCCCAGACCACCGAGUCUCCUUCACCCAGAACCAAGAAUGUACCCCAUUCGACCAUCUCUCAAAAGCUUAGUCUAUCGUCCAGAAGAAUCUGGAGAUGAGCCACUGCCCGUGUAUCUGAAUUGCCAUGGGGGUGGUUGGGCGGUAGCAGACCCGGCCGCAGACGAGGAGGUCUGCUCUUUCCUGGCGCGGAACUUCAACAUCAUCGUCGUUUCGGUUGAUUAUCACAAAUCACCAACGUGGAAGUUCCCUUUUGCCGUGGAGGAUGUGGCAGCUAUAGCAGAUGCUAUACUCAAAGACGAGUCUCUCAACAUCGACUCGACGAAGGUUGCAAUGGGAGGAUUCUCGGCAGGAGGAAAUCUGACGUUCGCUGCUUGCCAGCUACCGAUUUUGAAAGGUCGUGUUCACGCGCUGGUUGGAUUCUAUCCUCCGCUUAAUCUCAGGGAGCGCCUGGAUGAGAAGUUAGAACGUCGACCGAGGGAGGCGGGAACAGAUUCUCUUGCGUCGAGUGCGAGGUUUCUGGAUUGGGCUUACGUUCCUUUUGGUGCUGACCGAAAUAAUCCGCUGCUCUCUCCUGGAUUGGCGAAAAAGGAGGAUCUACCGAGAUUCGUUUAUCUGGUUGGUGCCGAGUACGAUUGCCUUUGCCAUGAGGCGGAGCAGCUGGCGGAGCGUUUGGUGGAUCCUGCCGAGGAAAGAACCACUAUUCCUGGUGUUUCGACAGAAGAUGGGUGGAAACAAGGUGGUGUUAGAUGGGAGUGUGCGAGAGGCAGAUUUCAUGCCUUCACUCAUGUAGCAGAAUGGAGUAGGGAGAAGGAAAAUGAGAGAGUGAAGGUUGUUGACGAAUUGUACAGCCGUGUGGGAGCAUGGCUCAAGGAAGGGGUCUGGGUAGAUCGACCUUUGCCAUAGUAUCCUCUUGAUAUUGAAUGAGAAAGCAAAAUCUCCGUUCUUGUGAAAUGUAGUUUCAUACAAAUUUGCCUAUCAAAGCUGUCUGCUAGAAAUAGAAGGCUAUAUGAAAGGACAAACAUAGCCAAUAGGAUGGUGCGAAGAAUUUUUGGCCCACCCAGGUCGAUAUAAAAUAUAAGUAUCG